Molecule: messenger RNA, 1944 nt
Organism: Rhodofomes roseus
Lineage: Eukaryota; Fungi; Basidiomycota; Agaricomycetes; Polyporales; Fomitopsidaceae
Exons: 4
Coding region: 325-1548 (407 amino acids)
Source: RefSeq, a predicted model, not a curated record
AACCACUAUAGCUACCAUAAUGGGCUGAUGAACCGUUGCCACGGUUGCGACGAGAUCGAGGCCAUACUGACCUGCGCGACCGGGAUCACUGUACCGUACCGUACCACCACUCAGCUCAGUGGUGUUUACGCUCAGCCGUGAAGCUUUGAAGCUUGAAGCCUAGGCAUCGCGGCGUGCCAAGAACAUACCCGAGGUCCGAGCAGUUCCACGCACAUCCGAGCCGAGAUAACGUUGCUGAUCUAGAGGAGCGUUGAUCUACAACGCAUUUGGACCCGGCCAAACCCUUCGACUCACGCGCCUUCAAAUUUGCACCAUCGCCUCAUCAUGGUCCUUUACUGCGCGAUGUGUCCGAACAUCGCCACGAAGAGAUGCGAUGGGUGUCAACUAUCGGGCGUCAACUACUGCAGCAAAGACUGUCAGGGGAAAGAUUGGCCUGAACACAAAUUCGAAUGCAAGUCGAUGUCUUCGUCCCACUUUGACACAGCCGACCAGCUAGUGCGGGCCGCCCACCGCGGCCACAUGCCUCACGACACCGACACCCUCCACGAGUACGGCUUCGUGCGUGCUACCAAGGCUGGUACCUUACAUGAACUUUUCGACUUCUGGGUCGAAGUCAUCGUCACGUUGGAGAUCCCUGCGAGGUCACUUCGUGUAUGGAGGCGGAAUUGGGUCUUGUGCCAGGAGAUCAAGUUGGCAUACGCGAAUUCGGGUCGCGUCAGCACGAGUCAAGCCUUUGAGUGGUUUCAAGCGAACCAAUGGAUCGUCGAACAGUGCUUGCCCAUCCCGCGGCGUUUUGAAGAUGAACAGGAUGCCGACGUCGCGCGUGUCUGUCAAUACACCGGGCUCCCACAUCCUAGAGAUCCCAACCUACGCGAAAUCAGAGCGGCGUUGCCGAACUCGCAGGCAAUAUGCUACGAUCUAUGCCAGGGCAUCUUCUGUCAUAUCUCGAUUUUCCCUCCCACGCACCUCUGGAUCCUCUUCGGAUUCGGCGUCUGCAAAAGUGACUCCGAGGAAAGGACGCUCGAAGAGAUCUACAAGCGUCUUUUUCAACUACACCCAUUCGAAGAAAUAUGGCGCGCCUACGACACCGGCGUGCUGGGAGACCUCAUCGAGCCACUGCUGUCAGCUUACGAGCCUGGGUGGGGCAGACGCAGGGAGCUGCUGUACGUUCUGGAAGCCCCUCGCUUUCCUGGCUACAAUUGGGAGCUGGUUUGGCGGCUCAAAGCAGCGGUCUUGAUCGAGGAGCCGUACCUUAUCAACCAGCCGGGUCAUCCCCUGCGGAUAUUCUACGGUUUCGGCAAUGCAGAGUCCAUGGACGACGUCAGGGAGCUCAAACGAUUGUACAGGCGGUUAUUUCGGGAUGACAAUGUCAUACCGACGGAAUUGCACAGGGCGGCCGUCAAAUGGGAACUCUACCGUUUUGUCGACUCCAUCCUUGGGUUCGAGAGAAGAGAACAGAGACUAUUUCGGCGGCUGCUCAGGCGGUACGACUAUAUUUUCGGCGAAUCCGACUGCCCGCCGCCGCCGGCCUUCAUUGCACCUCCUUAGCAGUUAGAACGCGUCUUUGCGUGACUGUGGCUAUACUACUCCGUCUUUUGUCACUUGCUGGGCGGCAGUGGGCCUCAAUCCCGGUACUACUAAUAGUAGUAGUAGAGAGGACGAUGCCAAGGAUGUUUUCGGACCCUUUCGUUCUCGUUGGAUUGUCGCACUCUUCAAUCUGGUGCACGGUAUCAGAUAAUAGGGCUGAUCAGCUUCACGCACACUCGCAGUGCUGAGUGAAGCGUCGGACCGCGAUCAUUAGUAGAUGACGACCGGCCGCGAAGUUAUAUCUCAGAAGGGGUUGCUUUUUAAAUUUAGGGUGUACAGGCGCGCGAGCCUUAGCGUCGCGGUGAUCACUAGUAGUAAACGUGCUUCAUUACUACCAUUCAGGCGUCCACUCAGUAC